AUGAGUACCAAGCCCUCCACCAACAUCAAGGUCGUCUUUGGCGCCAUGACCGUGGGCCAGGCCGGCCUCAGUGGUUGCCGCCAGACCAAUCAAGCAGAAAUCAAGGCCGUCCUCGAUGUCUUCCAGAAGCACGGACAUACUGAAGUAGAUACGUCUCGAGCAUAUGCGAAAGGCACCUCCGAGGAGCUCCUGGGCCAGAGUCAGUGGCAGACCCGGGGACUCCAGCUAGCGACCAAAAUCUAUCCGACAGCCAACACAAGCAUGCCUGGGGACAAAUACACCUUAAGGGCAGCCGAUCUGCGCCAAGCUCUCUCUCAAAGUCUCGAGGCCCUCCAAACCGACUCAGUCGAUAUCUGGUACCUCCAUGCUCCGGACAGGACAACCCCGUUGGAAGAGACUAUGCGAGCAGUCGAUGAGCUGUAUCGGGAGGGCAAAUUCAAGCGGCUUGGACUGAGCAAUUUCAUGUCUUGGGAGGUCGCUCGCGCCUAUGACCUAUGCGAGCAGAACAACUGGGUGCGGCCUUCUGUCUACCAAGGGAUCUACAACCCAUUGCACAGAGCCAUUGAAAACGAGCUUGUUCCCUGCCUACGUUUCUACAAGAUUGCCCUGUAUGCUUUCCAACCUUUGGCGGGCGGUCUCCUUACCGGCAGAUACCACUUUGAAACGAACGACUUCGAGCAGGGCUCGCGCUACAAUCCCGAUAACGGCUCGAGCUCGACAAUGAAUGCGCGAUACUGGAACAAAUCGUGCUUCGCCGCUGUCAGCAUAAUCGAAGAAGCUGCCAAACGUCACUCCCUGACCGUGUCCGAGUGCACAUACCGUUGGCUGGCUCACCACUCCGUGUUGAAGGAUGAUGACAGGGACGCAUUGAUCAUUGGGGCUAGCCGGCCUGAUCAGCUGGAAUCAAAUCUGGUGGAUUUGGAAAAGGGUCCCUUGCCAGAUGAUGUUGUCGAGGCCAUCGACCACGCUUGGCAAGCGAUUCAAGACCCUGUACGAAAGUAUUGGCAUUGA
This is a messenger RNA of Aspergillus welwitschiae, 1011 nucleotides long. Its product is annotated as aldo/keto reductase family protein. The transcript has 2 exons. Lineage: Eukaryota; Fungi; Ascomycota; Eurotiomycetes; Eurotiales; Aspergillaceae. The record is from RefSeq and is a predicted model, not a curated record. Bases 1 to 1011 code for a protein of 336 amino acids. Gene Ontology annotation, molecular function: oxidoreductase activity.